Molecule: messenger RNA, 6858 nt
Organism: Apaloderma vittatum (bar-tailed trogon)
Lineage: Eukaryota; Metazoa; Chordata; Aves; Trogoniformes; Trogonidae
Gene: TDRD6
Product: tudor domain containing 6
Exons: 5
Source: RefSeq, a predicted model, not a curated record
CGGCUGUGGGGGCUGCUGGGCGAGCGCAGCGCCGACUAUGUCAGCCUCCGUCAGGAGAUCCAGGCGGCGGUGGGCCCGCGCUUGGCGGCCUCCCCAGCUGCUCCCGGUGGGAUGGUGACCGGUGGGGCUGAGCUGUGCACUGGAGACUUGGGCCUGGUGGAGGUGGUCGGGCUCUGGUACCGCUGCUGCGUGGUGAGUCGCCAUGGUAAAAACUACCGCGUGUUCCUGAUUGACGAGGGCUGCACAGUGGUUACAUCUGCCUAUUACCUGUCAAGGGGUUCCAAGGAAUUUUUCGACGUGCCUCCGGAGGUGCUGGGCUGUAUUGUGGCUGAUGUCAUGCCCUCUGGAGGUCCCAGGGUGGCAGCCUAUGACAAUGCACCAGUCCCUACCUGGACAGUGGAGGCUAUGGAGUUCCUUGUCUGCCUGCAGGGCAAGGAGGUGUCUGGCGUGGUGCAGGAGGUGAUGACACCACAGCUUAUGCUGCUUGAGUUGCCCCAGCUCGUGGCCCAGAUGCAUCACCUGGGACUGGCUAAGAAGGUCACUCCCAGUUGGUUCUGCCAGGUGCUCAGGCGCUGCCUAACUUAUGGCCACUUAAGGAGUCAGCCGAGACUGCAAACGUGUUCUCUUGUGACUUCUUCAGUGCCACAGUUUCUCCAUGCUCUGCUCUUCUAUCAGCCUGUGUUGCCAGCCUUGGAUUACUUCUACCCGCGGCUUCAGUUGGGCGCGACAGAGUGUGUCGUAGUGACCCAUGUCUCUGAUCCACACCACAUCUACUGCCAGUUGCAGAGCCUGUCCCAGGAGAUCCAUUGCCUUUCUGAUACUAUGCACCACAGUUAUGACUGGUGGGAGGAGGAUAUAUUACCCACAGUGGGCUCGCCCUGUGCUGCCCGUGGCAUAGAUGGCCGGUGGUGCCGUGCACUCCUGCUGGAGCUUACUGCUGGGGAGCAGGACCAGCAAGUGGCUCUAGUGAUCUUUGUGGACUAUGGCAGGAAGGAGCCCGUGACCAGAGCUAACCUGCGCCGUUUGCCUGUUGAGUGUUUUCGCCUGCCGGUGGUGACUUACGCGUGUGCUCUCCAGGGUGUCUCAGAUGGUGGUUGUGGCUGGUCACCGUUGCAGAUCGAUGAGCUAAAAGCAUUGGUGCUAGGCAAAGGAGUGAGUGCUUGCAUCAAAGCCUUUAACGCCUUUGAGCAUCAGUAUUAUGUGAGCCUCUAUGGGGAAAAUGGCAUCAACUUGAACCAUCUUUUUGGGUUGCGGGCUUGCUCCCUGGUGAGCCAAACUGCGGCUUGGGAGCUGGAGGAAGUAGAAGAAUCCACAGCUGAAAAAUUGGCAUUGCCAGCAGGAGCAUGUCCUGUUGCUUUAAUGCACAGAGAUCUGGCCUCUGCUCCUGUAGUUGAUGUGCGUCUGAAGUUGGGUGCGUUCCACAACGUGCAGGUCUCCCAUCUCCGAGAUCCGUCUGAGUUUUGGCUGCAGCUCUAUGAGCAUCGCCAGCUCUUCAGGCAGCUGAGGCAGAGCAUGUGGAAUUUUUACUCCCAUGUCACAAAUCUGGGUGGUGCUGGGUGGGACCCACAGCCUGGAUCACUUUGUUGUGUCAGUGAGAAAGAGGGUGCGUUUUGUCGAGCGGUGGUCACCAGCGUACUGGACAGUGGAGUAGAAGUACACCUGGUGGACAGAGGCAAUAUGGAAACUGUAGAUCGGCGUGCGGUAAAGGAGCUGCUCCCUCGGUUCGGGGAAGUACCUGCUUUAGCUCUGAAGUGUUGUUUAGCAGGUGUCUCUCCUCCCAGAGGGAGCUGGAGUGAAUCAUCUGUGUCUGCCUUCAGGGAGAUUGUACUCAACAAGUCACUUAAGGUUCAUUUUUUGAGUCUGCAGGGUGACAAAUACAUGGUUGAAAUUUUUGACCAGUCCCAAUCAGGAGAGAAGAAUGUAAGUAAACUCAUGGCCCAGGGAGGGUUUGCUGAAUACCAGAAGUAUGAAAUACCUAAGGCUGUCCAGAACCCAUGUGAUGAGGCUCUGAGCCAAGCCUCUUCCCCGGCACCUGCUGAGGAGGAAAGUGAGAUUAAGGCAGAGAACAGGCUCAAAGAGGAAUCUGACCUGAAGAGAAGUGAUGGAGGACUUAAUCCUUCUGCAGCUGUGGUGGUCAGAGAGUGCCCUGUUGCAGCCAUUCACAGUUCUGAAAGUAGCAAAUCUCUUCCUGCUCAGAAGUGUGAAGGCAAGGAAGACCUGCCUGUGUCUUUGGGACAGAAUUAUGUGGAAAUGGAGCCAAAAUCUCGUUAUAGAGGUCAGUUAGCAGUGGGAAAUACAGUCAAUGUAGUUGUCUCGUAUGUUGAAAAUCCUAGUAAUUUUUGGUGUCAGUUAAAUAGAAAUUGCCAUGACUUUAAGGUGUUAAUGGCUGAAAUUCAGGAGUAUUGCAAAAAUUCAUCCCACCCACCUGCUUGGCCAAAUUCUGUAUGUUUAGCCCAGUACUCAGAGGAUGAAAAAUGGUACAGGGCUUUAGUUAUUCGUGAAGUUCCUUCUGCAAAAAAAGUAGAAGUUGUCUAUGUUGACUAUGGCAACAGAGAGCUGGUGUCUCUAACAAACCUCCGCUCAACUAAUAAGCACUUUCUUAAGUUAGAGGCUCAGGCUUUCAGGUGCAGCCUUUACAACUUAAUUCAACCAAAUGGUCAAGAUCCUUUUGUUUGGGAUGAAGAAGCAGUUCAGGCCUUUGAGGAGUUUGUUAAUACUUCGUCACCUCACUUGGAACUGAAGUGCACAAUAUUUGCCUUGGCUUCAAUAAACAACAAGGAGCUGUUUAACAUUGUGGAUUUGAUGACACCUUUUCAGAGUGCUUGCCAGUUUCUGACUGAGAGAGGUGUGGCCAGGCCUUUAUCUUCACAAGAGCCUCUUGUAUCCGUGGUUCAGCUUUGUUCUUACUAUUAUUCUAUGCAUGGUAUCAAAAUUGGAAGCGAAGAAAAAGUUUAUAUUACGCAUGUCGAGGAUCCGUGGACAUUUUACUGCCAACUUGAAAGAUGUACAGAUGUCUUAGCAAAGCUUACUGAUAACAUCAGCCGCCUAAGUGAAACAAUGACCAGCUUUAAAACCUCGCCAGAGUCUGGCACCUUGUGUCUAGCAAAGUAUACUGACAAUCGUUGGUACAGGGGAGUAGUUACGAAAACAAAACCGAAUGUGGAAGUCUUCUUUGUGGAUUAUGGGAACACAGAGACAACAGAGAAAGAUAAUCUGCUUCCUUUACCAAGUGAUGCUUAUGAUAUUUUGCUUUUGCCAAUGCAAGCCAUAAAAUGUUCCUUAUCUGAUAUAACUUGUGGUCCCAAAGAAGCUACAGCAUGGUUUAAGCAAGCUGUCCUUGAAAGGCAAUUAAAAGCUACAGUAGUAGGAAAGGAAUCAGAUGGUAAACUGAUGAUUGAGUUGUUUGAUGGUAAUACUCAAAUUAAUGCAAAACUGAAGGAAGAGAUGUGCUUAAUAAGUGGUACGGGACUGUCCGUGCCUGGAGAAAAUGAAGCUUUGUGCUCUGGAAAUACAGAUGUGAAUGAGAGGCGUGAGACUGCAGAGACCUGUUCAAAUGCAGGUAAGCCUCUUGAAAGAAAAAAAUGCAGAUCUGAAGCCCAGGGAGGAAUGAGGAGUAGCAAAAGGUGCUUCAAAGAAGAUGUAAAGCUUUUCCAGACUUCUGUAACGGGAGAUCAGGCAGCUAGAUUAGAAUCUGACAAAACGCCUAGGAGUAAGAAGGAUUCUUUUCUGUUAAAUAAAGCUGAGAAGUCUCUGCUCUCCGUGCAGAUGGAUGCGCAGAUGGAUGCACAGACGGAUGCGCAGACGGAUAUUAAAUCUGCUGCCCAGGGCAAGUGUAUAAUGGUUAAAAAUGUAUCUGAUCCACUGCAACAGAAGAUAGUGCCAGCACUUAAAGUGUCAGUGUAUGUGUCUUAUGUAAAUAAUCCACUGGAUUUUUAUGUUCAGCUAGAAAGUGACGAGGCUCAGCUUAACAGCAUUUCAGAAAGCUUAAACAAUGGGACACAAGCAACGAGCCCUUGUGGACAGCUUUUCCAAGUGGGAGACUUAAUCAGUGCUGUUUAUUCAGAAGACAGCCUGCGGUAUCGAGCCUUAGUAAGGGAGAAGACUUCUGAUAAUUUGAUAAGUAUACAAUACAUUGAUUAUGGUAAUAGUUCAGUAAUUAAUGUUGAUCAGGCACACAGACUCCCUGAAGACUUGUCAUCUAUUCCAGGAAUGAGCAUUCACUGCUUCCUAGGUGGACUUAAAUGCAAAAAAAAUACAGGCUGGACAGAGAAAGCAGUGCUUGACUUCAUCAAGAGAACAAGUGAAGUUCUAUUAACGUGUGAAUUUGUAGAGAAGAUUGACAAUAAAUGGGAAGUUAUUCUCAGUGACCAUAAAGGUAUAAUAACAGUGGAUUUAGCUGAUGAAAAUCUUGCAAAUAAGGAAAGAUCUUGUUCAACAGAAAUACUUGAUGAAAGAGAGAACGGAGACGUGGUUACUGUGUGUGAACCUUUGCCUCCUCAGGCACAAAAUGAAAUUUCCGGUGUAAGUGAUUGUAAGUCAUUUACCUGGAAGUUUCCAGAGCCAGGUCAGACUGUAAAAAUUUAUGUCACGGUGGUAAAUGGUCCGGAAUACUUUUGGAGUUGCAGUGCUGAUACAGUAGACAUCAACUACAUAGAGAAAAAAAUAGAGGAAGCUGAAAACCUUGGACUAAACUCUUUGAAUGAUUUGGAAUCUUGUAUUAAAAGUGGUGAUAUUUUUCUAGCAAAAUACAGUCAAGAUGGGAAGUUCUACAGAGCUAAAGUCAUCAGCCUAAAAGGUGAUGAUGUAGUUGUUCAACACAUGGAUUAUGGAAGUGAGGAAGCUGUUAGCAUGGCAAUGGUCAAACAGAUUCCAUGUGAGUUGCUCCAGGUACCUAAUCAAGCAUUUGCUUGCUCUCUGUCAGGUUUUGAUCCCUCAGAGGGCUCAUGGCUUAGUGAAGCAAAAGAGAAGUUUUGCGAUAUCACCAAAGACAUCUUGUUAGAAGCUGAAGUAACAGAAACUCGGCAAGAGAAAGUUUCAGAAGUCCCUCUGUCUGUUGUCAAGCUGGAAGCUUCUGGCAAGAGUAUUAACGAAGUGAUGAAGCCUUUCUGGAAGGCUAAUAAAGGAGCUGGUGACAAUGCUUUCUCAAACCUUGAGGACCCCUUAAAGGAAAAGAAAUGCUCCAACAGUGAUACAGACCUUGGUCUUAAAAGAGAAACUACUGCUGCUUGUGGGUUAGCUGAAGAAGAAACUGAAAGUGCUUUGUUUUGUUCUGAGCCUUUCCUAGAAGUAACUUCUGAGUGUUUAAAUACUGUAGAAGCAAAUGUGUCGGUGGGAGCUGUUGAGUAUGUGUCUGGGAAGGCUGACGAUGGGUGUGAAACAGCUGAGCAUCAAAGCAACUUUGAUAAAGAGACACCUUUAUCUGAAGGAGAGCACGACAGCCGUGUAUUACUAGAAACAACAAGAAGCUGCAGUCUUCAUGUUUUGGAGAGUACAAUGAAAGCUGCAGAACAAGAAUUAUCUGAAGUACUGCUUGAAGAGGAUGCUGAGCUGAAAGAAGAACUGACAGGCCAUGCUUCAGCAGCCAAUUUUUUCCCAGGAAAUGAACAAGUACCAAGAUGGCCAAAGCUCCAGGCACAGUUGCCUUCAAGUGAUGAAAUGACAUCGUUAGUAGAACUGGAUCAAUUACAAAUGCCCUCUUUUUUUGAUCAUCUAAAAGAGGUCAUACUGGAGCUAGAGGUGCUUCCAGUGCAGUCCUCCUGUGAAGAAGCAAAGGAAGCUCUGGAAGCAAAGUCACUUGAAACGCAGACAGCUUCAGGCAGCGAAGCAAGAGAGAAAGUGUUGGAAUGGGAACUGUUUGAGCUGCCAGUUGAGAAUGAGGAGAUGGGGCAGAUGGCAACUCUGAAAUGUCUUGAAAUCUUACCAUCGCUUAAUGAGAGAGAGUCCUUGGUGCCUUCAGUCAGUGAUGGAGAGAAGACAGUAGAGCCUAUUCUGUCUGAUGUUCAGCUUGCUUUGGAAGACAAUGCAAAGAAAUUGGAAUUGGAUUUGUCUGGAAUUCGUAAAGCAGGAGCUAUACAAGAGUGGACAGGCGUAGAGCCUCCUCGCCUAAGCCUGUCUUCGUCUGGUGACGGACCUGAUACACAACUGGACCUGAAGACCCAUGACGUGCUGUCAAUGCUAGGUGCUGAAAUUGAGCAGCUUCUGGACCUUGUGAUACCUGAUGUGCAGCCAUCUCAGGAAGACAGGGAGGAAGACUUGUUAGGGUUGGAAGACACUGCACUGCAAAGCUCUGCAAAUAGUGGAAGCCAGUUUCCAUUUGUUACAAAAGACUUAACGAAUCGGAGGCCUGUUUGCACUGCAAAAUCACGUGACCGCAAAGUUGAGAAACAUAAGGAGUGGCAGAAGAAGAGAGAUGACUGUUAUGUGGAAGAAUGGAUGAAACAAGACUUGACUGACUCAUUAAAAGAAUGUGGAAAUAAGCAUGUGUGGUCUUCAGACUGUAAGCCUGGGGAUGAAGAAGUAGAAAAAAAGCAAAAUGAGAACUUGGCUGGCUGCAGUGCAGAACACCAUGAGUAUACAUGUAAUCUGAAGGGCUUUGCCAUUGGUUCCAAAUGUGUGGUGUGGACCUCUCUGAAAUGGUGCGAGGCUCGUAUUUUGGAGAUAUCUGAAAAAGGUACCAGGGUCUUGAAUCUCUCCAGUGGCAGUGAGGAGAUUGUGGAUCCUGAGAACGUUUGGAAUGGCAUUCAUUGCAGGUCACCUGAGGCAAUAACUCCUGCAACAGAAAACUUGCAGUCCUUACCAGAGGAGUCCUUACUUCAAGGUAAGACUACCUUAAACUUCCCAAAGAGGUUGGAGUUUUGA